AUGGAGGUGGACGCCAACAUCGACCCGUUCGAUGAUCCGUCGGCCGGGUCCGAUCGCCGGCAGUACUGCUGCUGCUUCCCCUUCUCGAGCCCCUGGGAGCGGAUCCAGGCGCCGGCGCCCGCCGAGGGAGGGGACGAGCGUCGCCGGUGGUGGAGCGGCGCGGGGUUGAGGGCGCUGAUGAUGAAGGGGAGGGAGUGGUCGGAGCUGGUGGCCGGGCCGAGGUGGAAGACAUUCCUCCGGCGGUUCGGGCGGAACCCUAACAGGGGGAGGGCAGCGGGGGGGCUGGCGAGGUUCCAGUACGACCCGUUGAGCUACGCCCUCAACUUCGACGAGGGCCAGGGCGGCGACAGCCCCGAGGGGGGAUACGACGACCACCGCGACUACUCUGCCCGCUUCGCUGCACCGGCCCCGCCGCCGCCAGCCGCCAGCGGGCGCUGA
Messenger RNA from Musa acuminata AAA Group (dessert banana), 438 nucleotides. RefSeq lists its product as uncharacterized. The record is from RefSeq and is a predicted model, not a curated record. The coding region runs from base 1 to 438 and encodes 145 amino acids. The transcript has a single exon. Lineage: Eukaryota; Viridiplantae; Streptophyta; Magnoliopsida; Zingiberales; Musaceae.